Molecule: messenger RNA, 476 nt
Organism: Caenorhabditis elegans
Lineage: Eukaryota; Metazoa; Nematoda; Chromadorea; Rhabditida; Rhabditidae
Gene: ttr-40
Product: Transthyretin-like family protein
Exons: 3
Coding region: 6-428 (140 amino acids)
Cellular component (GO): extracellular region; cell surface
Source: RefSeq, marked reviewed
UACAAAUGAACUAUUGUUUUGCAUCGAUAAUUGUAAUUUCACUUGGAUAUUCUCUUGCAUUCCGUCUUCAAGGUGUAGCAGUCAAAGGGAAAUUGGCAUGUGGAGAUAAGCCUUGGAAGAAUGCAAAAAUAAAGUUAUACGACAUUGAUACAAAUCAAGGUGAUGCAGAUGAUCUUCUCGAUGAGAAGUAUACUGAUAAAGACGGAGAAUUUCGAGUUGAUGGAACAACACGUGAACUGACACCAAUUGAUCCAGUUUUAUACAUUUAUCAUGAUUGUGAAGAUGGAAUUAAACCGUGCCAAAAGAAGAUAACCUUCUUGAUUCCAAAAAAAUUUAUUCACUUUGGGACUGCCACACAGUGGAUGGAUAUUGGAGAACUUAAUCUAGAAUUGACAUAUCCAGAACAAGAUAGAAGUUGUUAUCAUUAACUGCUUAUAUUUACAUUUAUUGAAUUUUAAUGAACAUUCCGACACAAA